Trichomonas vaginalis G3 is the source of this 786-nucleotide messenger RNA. Its product is annotated as protein ubiquitination. The record is from RefSeq and is a predicted model, not a curated record. The transcript has a single exon. The coding region runs from base 1 to 786 and encodes 261 amino acids. Lineage: Eukaryota; Parabasalia; Trichomonadida; Trichomonadidae.
AUGAGUUCUGACUAUUCUAAACAAUAUGAAGACUUUAUAGGGGCGCUUGAAAAGCUCUUCCACAUAAAAUCUAAUGAGCCUAUCGAAGAUAUGUGUAAUAUAAUUACAAAUACUUUGAUUUCGAAAUAUCAGCUUUCCAUCAAGCAUCUUGCAAAGUUAAUUCGUGAGGCAAUUAGAUAUAAUUAUGCAUCUGGUGCGAAUUACUUCAAAAUACUCAAACAUAUCGGCGCCGAUUUCUUAUUCGCGGAUUUAGAAUUUGAAAAGGAAGAUUCGAUCCAAUAUAUAGUUAUGCAUGAUCAAAUUGAUAAGUUCAAAGAAUACUCAGUUCAGCAUUCAAUAUUGGGUGAUAAAAAAUUUCUCAAAAUUACUAAUUUUGAUAUCGAUUCUUUCUUCGAAGAUGUUGAUGUAGAAUUAACACUUAUCGAAGCUUGUGCCUAUUUUGGAUCAGUUAACAUAUUUUAUUUCUUAAUUUCAAAUUAUAAUAUUAAAAUAACUGGAAACUGUCUUAGCUACGCAGUAAUUGGAGGAAAUCAAGACAUCAUCAACGAAUGCAUGAAAGAAAAUAAAAUGGGCAUUGAUUGUCUCAGGAGUAUUAUAAGAACACACAAUCAUAAAUUGUUUGAAUAUGUUUUAGAUAGAAGUUUAUACAGAUUUUCUGAUUUAUACGGAAAGUAUUGGUAUUUGCCAAAAGAAAAUAAUUUGAUGAAUGACAAAAAAUAUAAAUCCAUUUAUGAAGAUAUCAUCACAUAUCAAAACCUUAAUGCUGUAUUUAUUCUAUUCAAAUGA